GGGAGAGGGGUGUGGUGGUUCAGGACUGGACCGCUCUUUAACUACUCGUUGACGUCACCGCAAAGAGGAAAACGUCGGUGUCGGAGUUGAAGGAGCAGGCGCUCCAGAAGGCGCAGGAGAUGUCCCGACAGGCGGCAGAUGUGGCGGCCAAGGGUCAGGAGGUGGUGCCAGAACAGGCGAAGACCCUGUUCCAACGCUUAAAAAGCAUGGGUUACAAGCGAUGGGCACUGGUGUUGGGGGCGAUGGGAGGGGUUUUUACCGCGCUGGCGGCACCGGUCCUGCUGAUUGUCGGUCUGCCAGCUCUCGUCGUCGUGGGAGGCAUCCUCCUUUUCUUCUCUCCGCUCAUCCUGGUCACCUCACCGCUAUGGAUUCCCGUCGUCCUCUUCUUCCUCACUGUCGGUGGAGGUCUGGCGGCGACUGCGGCUGCGAUAGUCGGCCUGUGGUGGUUGUACCGAUAUUUCAGGGGACCGAUGCCCCCAGGCGGCAAGCAGAUGUACAGGGUCAGGGAGCAUGUCAGGGGCGUCGUGCAGCGCACGACGGGUACCAUAGCCAAGAAGGGGCACCAGAUCACUGACGCCAUGAACAUCACGACGCCCUCCUCCACCGAGCAGACGGAUUUUCAGGAGAAACUGAAACUGAAGGAUGUAGUUGACAAAGCCGACGAAGCCAGGAAAAAGGACUUGGAGGAAAUAUCCAGGUUGAAGGCCAUCAGAGAGAAGAGUGAAAAAAAAAAAGAAAAGGGUAAGAAUGAGAAGAAGGCUGGGAAAAAGAAGAAUGGUCGUGAUAAAGAGAAAAGGAAAAUUGUGGAGGAUGGGAGAGAAGAUGAGAUGAAAAAAUGGGUCGUUGAGAAUUUCGGGAAUUCAUUAAGAAUCUUGGCAGAAAAAUUGGAUGUUGUCAAAAAGAAAUCCAAGACUACAGAGAGUGAGAGGGGGGAGUUGAAGUUGUGGAGGGCUGAAAAAGAGCUGAGCGAAUUACGGGAGAAUUCAAGUGUAGAGAAAGGCAAACGGGAACCGGUGUCACCAGUGCGUCCACGGACGAACAAGACCAGAUCACGAUCCAGUAUGCCGAAAAAAGGCAGCAAAGGGAAUAAGCCAGUCGAAGUGUCCUCUGACGAUAGUGGGAAAGAGAGAGUUGUUGUAGUACAGUACCUGGGAGGGAAAAUGGAAGACAUGGCCGGAAAUUUGAAGGAAGGAGCACAGUUGAAAGACCUUCUGCUGGAGAUUUUGGCUGCAAAAGGGAAAGAAGCUAGCUGUAGCAAUAGUGGAGGUAAUCGAGACGAAGGAAAAAGAGCAGAUGCGCUGGAUGGAGGUGAGGGGAAGAAGGUGACGACUGAGGGGGAUGAGGGCACGACGAAAGGAACAAGAAAGGAGGAAUGUACGCUUGACCUAUACUUCAAAUAUAGGAUCGUGUACUAUGAUGCCAUGCACUACACAGAGAUCCAGGACAUGUGCAAGAAGAGAGGGGUUGCUUACAGAAGGAAGGAAGCUGGGGUAUGGGAGUUAGCAAGAUUGGACUUCGAGGUGCUUUUGAAGAUGGAAAAACCUGCAGAGAAAGAAGCGGAUACGGACUCCAAGACCAAUGAAGAAGAAGCUUCAGAAGAAAGUUCGAGUUCCAAAUCGGAAAAGAGCCCAGACGAAGAAGAUGAUAUUGCGGGAAACUAGGGGGGGCUAGCAAGCGGUCAAUACUGAGAUUAUAUAAGAAGCUCUGUCUACUUCGGGGAAGACAAGAGCCAGGGAUACAAAAAGUAGUUGAUUGUUUGCUGAAACUCUUGGUUCUGACCUUAUGCUUGAGAGGGAAUAUGAAUUGGGGAAGGGCAUAUGUAAAAUAUUGGUUUGACAUGUGACCAACUGAAAGGGAUCGGAUCUUUAACGUUGAUUCUUGUGUUUAUGUCUUAUUAUCUCCUUUUUUCAAAUUGACUUAUGUUGGGAAGGUAAAAAGGAAUCUUCAUACCGUAUGGAAAGAGCACAUACAGUCGGCCAGAAAAACACCCAAGUAGAAACUGCAUAGGUGGUUCGAGAAGGUGAGAGAUGUCAACUAUGUUACUCUUCCCAUUUGGUUUGGAGAUAAACAUGCUCUAGCUAG
This is a messenger RNA of Chara braunii, 2082 nucleotides long. Lineage: Eukaryota; Viridiplantae; Streptophyta; Charophyceae; Charales; Characeae. The record is from the annotation of a GenBank genome assembly.